GCCCUGCUGCAUCAGAUGAAACGAGCAAACAAAAACCCCUCUGCACCCUCGAUUCGCACUUCGGAGAGCUCAUCUUAAUGGUCCCAGCAGCAAGCUUCAGCCCGAGAGCAGCUCCUCACCAAAGGCCACAGAGCAAAAUCACUUUUACAAGAUGAAACGUAAAGAAGUUCGAGAGGCUCCAGACCGAACGGGGCAGGAGCUCAGGUUAAGUACCGCCAUUUCGCGGGGCGGACACCCGCCACCCGAUGUCCUCGCUACCCUGGGGCGGCCGAGAGGGUGGGGAAAGCGUACACCUUAGGGUCGGGCGGCGCGGGUGCGGGGCGCCGGACCACGCUGAGGUGAGGCCGGGCAGAGAGGGCGGCGCCGGGGGCCGGCUGCAGCGCGGCGGUGGCGGCCGGGAUAUUCCUGAAUGAACGGCUCCCUCCCCUCUUCGCCUCGCCUCGCCUCGCCCCGCACCCCCGCCCGCCACUCGCCGCCGCCGCUCCGAGGCGCAGCCAGUUUCUAUAGCGACGGCGCCGAUCCUCCGAGUAGUAACAAAGCCGGCUGCCCGCGGCCGCGCCGGGCCGACGGGGGAAAGCGGCUCCCUCUCCCCAGGGCACCGGCCGGUUGCGCCCAGGAGUCAGUGUGCCCAAGGGUUGCGUGUGAGGUGAGCUCGUCGCUUUCAGAUCCAGAUCCAGACUUGAGAAGUGUCACAACAGUUGUUUUGCUUGAAAAAGUUAUAACCUUCUGAAUGACCUCUGUUUUUCAUGCAAUCCUGGAAAGCUAACUCUCAAGUUUAUUAAAUGUGUGAAAAUGGAGACCUCGUAUUAGUUCAGCAUGGUGGAAAACAACAUUUCAAGACCUUACCCAUGGCUAUCUGAAAUUGAGUGCACGUAGCAGAAAAUAAAAGGUCAGCUGUGUGUUCUAAAGACCUGGGGACCUAUAUUCCCUCAGCUGCAUGGCAGAGAAUGAGAGAAACACCAGGACUCAAUACAACCCUGCCUCAAAAGCUAAAGGAAUAGGCAAAAUGUUUAAGGUUACACAGCUAGGUGACGUUCCAGUCCUGAAAUUGUUUCAUGUAGAACAACUGCAAACUCCACUUGAUUAAGUUUAUAAGUGGGAGAAAAAAAAAGAGUUGUAGCUGAGGCAGGGCCAGGAAGGCACAAGGCCGUAGAUAAUAUAUCCUGCAGCAUAGCCUGACAUGGAUAAGGGCUUAUAAUGGGCUGAGCAAUUCAAGCACUUAGAUCACUGUCUCUCACACUCUGUUAUUUCACACCUUCCUGAUGCCCCUACAUCCAAAGCAGGCUUACGGGAAGCCUAUUAUCAAACUGUCAUGAAAACACCCUCUGAAGGUAUGUGCUCUCUACAGUGAUACAAGGCAACUGCAGGAGUCAGUGCUUACGACUACUUCUCCUGCCUCCAGCAGUCUCAGUUUAACGUAUUUUUGUCUAUAUGCUAGGUUUGAUGACUCUGUGCUAAAUGAUUUGCUGGAGAUGUCUGUGUGCUUGCUGCAGCCAGCAGCUAUUUCAGGUAUACAGAGACACCACCUGCUACCUCGAAGCUGCGGUUUCAGUCUGUUAGCAAGGUUGCUAAGGAGUUCCAGACAUCCUCAGAGAGCAAAGCUCAGGAAAUUCUCCUGUGGCCUUUGCAAGCACUGUAUGCUGAAACGCUUAUAUCCAAUAUAAACUACUGUUCUGACAGUAAUGUAAUACAGGCAGAUGUGUACCUUGGGAUAGUUGUGACUUUCCAAUAGAAAGAAAACACUUGCAAGUUUGAUAGUGCUGUAGUAAGCUGCAAAGAGCUCAGGCCUCCUGGAAAUGUACCUGAGGUUUCAAAUUCAUUUGCAAAGACGUGUAAAGAAGUUCAAGCUUUUUUUUGUGAUCAAAGAUGUGUCUUUUAACCUACUGCAGCUCUGCAAUUUUGUACACCCCAGUUUUCUGUGGUUUCACUCAGCUUGAUUUUCUUGCAAAUAUGAUACAGCACAGCAGUCUGUGCACAAUAAAUGCUGUAAUUAAGCAUAACUUUCCUUUUCCUGUUUUAUCUUUUUUUCUCUACAGACAGAUGAAUCCAAUUUUUCAGGUUGGGUGGGGCUUAAAGCUAAAUUCAUUGGCAGUGUGUGGAUAGAUGUUCAUGUGAAUGUUUAACUUUGGUAAAUUACCAAAGGGAAGGAAAUCUUUAUUAACUUACUGGUCAAGACUCACGUCAGUGCUCAGUGAAAGACAAGGUAGGGUUUGAUGUGCAGCCAGUGAUGAGGACGUAGCUGUGGACUCAAGGAAUAUAGUGGGGGAAAGUUCUCUGGAACUGCUCUGAGUCAGGCUGAGAUGGACCUGGAUCUAGGACAUGCUAGUGGAGCUCUGGCCGGGAAAAUCCAUGGGUAUGUGGAUGUGUGCCAGCUCCUCCCAGUACGCAGCCAAGUUAGGGGCUGAAGGCUUAUGGCUUCUAUCUGAUUUGUUUAUGCCACUUUUUGUAAGGCUUCAAGGAACAUCUGUAGCAAAAGGUUGGUCAGGAAACCCCGAAUGUUCUGUGUUAGCAUGAGGGCAGUGGUGCUCCAGGCAGGGGAACUCAUCUUGGCAGGCAAUUCACAGCAAAGACAAAAAUCCCAUUGCAGGUGAUAAAUGCAUAGCCAAUCUGUAAAUCACAGUAGCAGAUGUGCUCCUGUGAACAGAAAGGAAACAUUCCAUCCUUGGUGACUCACAAGCAGUGACCUGAUCAGAGUCUGCUUGAAGAAGCGUCUGACCUUGGAGAUUCUGUUGUGUAGAACAGUUGCAAGUAGAAGUACAGAUAGAUGCUGCAGCAACUACACUGCAGGUAGUGAUAAAGGAAGGGUUUACCAGGAACCUGCAGAAGCCAUUUGGUUUCUGACACGUGACGGCAGAUCUGGAGUAUGUGCACAGGGUUGUUCUGUAGCGGAAAUAAACCCACUCAAACCUAGAGCUGAUCCUGGCCUUUCACCCUUACAGCAAUUCCUAACGUAACUCUGAAAACAGCAUGAAGAGGCUUGUCAGUGCUUCUACCACUGUUGAAAAUACUUAGCUUAGUUAAUUAGAAGGUUAUGAGCAACUUAAGAAAUUUUGGGUAGUGUUUGAAUCACCCUUUGUCCAGGUGAAGUGUUGUAUAACACAUGUGUUGUGAGGGCUUUUAUCUUCCUGUAUCUUUUUCGGUUCAUUGAAUUACAUUCAUAUGCUGUUAAAGUGACAGCCAAAUGCCGAAAGAAGCAGUGCUGUGUUUGGUGCUAGGUUUAAAUGGCAUACAAUGAGUCAUGGGGCCACAGAUUAAACCAGGAAUAAAAACAUUCACCAAAUAACUACCAGCUUUCCGGCACACUCAGUGAGGCUUCUUGUAGAAGAAAAUACUUUGUGAUUGUAUGACUAAAACUGUAUUGUAUUGCACACACUCAAUGGAAAGCUGAUGUUUUCUAACUCACUAGGACUUGGUUUUGCUUUCAGUACAUUAUAGCCAUUUUACCGUGUCCUCUAAAUCAAAGAAUGCUUUUGUACCUGAUGCUGUAUUCCUGUCAUCAAGUUGCUGUCUUUUGCUCAUGAGCUAAUCAGAUUGAGCUUUUUAACGCCUUCAGUGGAAGGAGUUCUUUUCAGCUCCUGAAUAAUUUUGAGUGAUCUCACUGUCUGUCCAAAUCAUUCAGUAUCCUUUUAAGUACGUGAACGUCAGAACUGUGCAAAAUACCGAAGUGUGACCCUCACAAAAGUAUGAGUGGUGCUGUAUCUAGAGGAAAAUAGCAUAUUUUUUUUUCCGCUCCCCACCCAUCCCACAUUGCUAAGUCCAUGUUGCUAAGCUUCCGUAUCCAGUCAUUUGUCCUCUCUGAUUUCUGCAUACUUUCAGAUUAUUUGCUUUCCAGUAGACAGUCCCCCUCUCUCAAGGACUGGUUUGCUAAUUCCAGGUUUUGUAUCUGGUUGUACUCAGGUGCAGCGUUGAGCAAAGUUAUUAUAAAGUUAGAUGGAAACUCUCUGCAUUUUUCAAUAUUCUGAUGUAACUCUCCUUCCAGUUCCUUUCAUGGCAUACCUGAAGUUGUCCCAUCCUUCCUGUAGGUGUCUAAGUCCUUAACAUUUGUGCUGUUAACAGUGACACCUUGAACAGUACUUUUAAGUAAAUGGAAAGGAAGUAUGUUCUUACUAGUCAGAUCUAUCUGAAAAGAGAGAGCAUCUUCCAACUGUGCAGCUUGUGUUCUUCAUUGGCCAUCAGACAGUAUUUCACACUUGAGAAGAUAAGCAUAGGUGCCUGCUCACUUAAAGAUAAGCUAACGAUGAAAAAUUUAAUUUCUGGCCAUCCUCUGCCUUUUAAAAAUAAGGAACUAACAUCUAUCCAGUAAGACAAAAACUGCCCCCAUUAUGCCAUGGAUUUCUCUUAGCCCGAAAUAUUAACACCUUCAUCAUGAGCUACCAUUGUCUCCCAAAGGACAGAGAGAACGGGGAACAUACCAGCAAUGAAUCAUCUGUUUUCAUUAUCAGUCAUUCAGUCAACAUGGUGAUGGAUGGAUAAACAGAUAGAGGCCAGAUUUGUGAGCCAGCUCGGCAGCUGGCAGGUAUGUCCCAGGAAGCUCACCAAAAUGUGUUCUCAAGAAUCGCGUCUCUAUCUUAUAUGCUCUAUUUUGCCAGUACAUUUGUAUCCUAGAAUACAGAGCAUAUUCUUCAGACAAUAAGAUCAUACUUAAGCAUACGUAAUUCCAUACUUUCAGUGAAACUUAAGCACAUGUGUAUUUGUACUGAAGAAGAAUGCUUUCCUAAGUGGGGAGAUUGGGAAGCAGCUCUUACAAGACUUAGAAUGAAUGAAACAGAGUGGAAAAUGAAAGGCAUACAGGUGAUGUAAAAGCAAAACAGUGAUAUUGGUUAUUGAUGGAUCCCACAAAAUUCCCAGAUGAACAAGGUUUCCAUUGAAUCUUUUGUCAUCUGUCUUUUAAAAAUAAAUGAAACUCUUGCAUGACUGCUUUGCAUGUUUCUGCCGCCCUGACAGGCAAGUUAAAGCAUUUCAGGAAGGCAAAAGUAUUCAUAAAAAGAAUCGUCAGUAGAACAAGUCUGGUAAUUUGUUUCUCAGCUUUAAUAAUGUUAAUAUGAUUAUGCUUGACUCACUGUGUGUGUACGAAGUUCUGUAGGGCUCUUGAGAGGGCAGCGUAACCUUUCUGUAGUUCUAGUCUGAACAUGUGCAUACCUUUAUACAUGCUACCCUCUCGAGAGCUAUGGUAUUUUAAAUUGUGCAAGUACACAUACAUUUAUGUUUGCCAGAUAGGGCAGUGGUGUCAGUUGAGAUCACAGACAGACUUGUUGAAAUUGCAUAUGUGCAGUGCUGUAAAUUUCUGUACAAACGGCUCAUCCCUGUCACCUAUUGUUUGCCUGUUGCUUAAGGCAGAGAAACAAUCUUAUGCCACAUGAUCGGUGAUGGGCAGCUUUGGACAUGGUGCUGUGCCGAGGUUUGAAACAGAAGCAUCUACCGGCUUACAUAACGUAGUGCCUUGUAACAGGCAGUAAUCCAAACCUGCUGUGUAUUUCCCACCUCCUCCUUUACUGCUUUGCUCUAUGUGUCCUUCAGUGGUAGUUCUGUGUCUUUAAGCUUAUUUUUAUCACACCUCCUUUCAUUUAUGGUUAACCAAAUGUUAACCAAAACACUGUCAAAAAGCAAAACACAAAAUACUGCUAUGACAAACAGUAACUCCCCGGAAACAAGAAACAAUAGAGUGAUCAUUCUGUGACUUCCUGCACUGUUAAGGAAGGUGAACAUCUCCCAGUUACUUGUGCCCCAGAGCUCUUUUGAUUGCAUUUGAACAGUUUGCCCCUGGGGCUCUGGAGGAUUAGGGCUGGGGGGAAGGCUUCAAUGAACCUUUCUUUGAUGUUUCUAUAUGCAUAAAAUUAAAAAUUGAAUGUGUGCGUGCAGCCCUUGCUGUGCAGAAUUUAGCCUAAACAGACAGAAGUAUACCAGAUAUGCCAAAAAUUCCAGAGAAAAACAUUACCAUUAUUUGGCAUCGCCUUUCGGUUGAAAAUGAUUUGAAUGGUUUUCUCUAUUUUGUGCGGUUUUCUUUGUUCUUUAUGGUGUUUUUGUUUUGUUUGCUUGCUUGCUUGUGGUUGUUUGUUUGUCUUGUAGGAACAGUGGAAGAAAUGGGUCUAUGAGGAAAAAAAUAUGGAUGAGGAAAGGGAUUGCUGGACUGGCACAUGAGUGAGAAUGAAUUGCACUCCUGGCAAUAUGCCUCUUAAAAUGUCUGGCUUUGGACUACCAGUGCACGCUGCAAUCUUUGUAACAAAUUUUGUAGAAAAUACACUGAAGGAGCGUGGAGCUCUCACAUAACAGAAACAAAGAACAAAUAGGAGCUCAGAAGUUCUUAUGGAAUAAUCAUUUGACUCUGGGGAAGAGACCAGAAGUGGAUUUUGCUCAAUUUCACUGAGCUCUGUCAAGAAGCCAAGCUGAAAGAAAAAGCUACUGGGACUCUGCAGCGUCAGCCAGAUUAGAUUUUGAUUGCCAGCUUUUCAAAAAGGCUAUGCUGGUGGAAGACCAAGCCUGGAGAAGUUAUUAAGUGGAAAUCUCCACUGGUUGUUUCCUGUGUGGAGGAGAAUAGGCAUUUCCUGUGCUCCCUACAAGUGAAUCUUUGCAAUAACUUCUUUUGCUUGGAAAAAAUUCCACAUUAUCUGUUUCACCUGGCUCAGAGGAGAUGCGGUACAGAAUCCCUAGCAGAAGCUCGAAAUGGAUGACUUCUACUGAUGCUGUUUGACAAUUUCAUCUCCCCUUUUCCUGUUUGAGAUGGCUGAUACGAUCAUCAGGAAAAAUUUCUAAAAUAAGCUUGAGUGAAGUCUCUUUCUCUUAACUCCUCUGUUCACAAGUCUACAAACCACCAGACAAAAUGAGCAGUCAACUACAAGAGGAGUCUGCAGAGACCCAGAGCUCAGAUGAGCUUGAGUGCAAGAUCUGUUACAAUCGCUACAACCUGCGACAGAGAAAACCAAAAGUGCUAGAGUGUUGUCACCGAGUAUGUGCCAAAUGCCUUUGCAAGAUCAUAGACUUUGGCGAUUCUCCUCAAGGAGUCAUAGUUUGCCCGUUUUGCAGGUUCGAAACAUGCCUGCCGGAUGAUGAGGUCAGUAGUCUUCCUGAUGACAACAACAUCCUUCUGAAUUUAGCUUGUGGGGGAAAGGGGAAGAAGUGCCUACCAGACAACCCAACGGAACUGCUGCUGACUCCCAAAAGGCUGGCGUCUCUGGUUAGCCCUUCUCACACCUCUUCGAAUUGCCUGGUUAUAACAAUCAUGGAAGUACAAAGAGAAAGUCCCCAGACUCUGAACUCGACGCCUGUGGUGGAAUUUUACAGGCCUACAAGUUUUGACUCUGUUGCAACUGUGUCCCACAACUGGACAGUGUGGAACUGCACAUCUUUGCUCUUCCAGACCUCAAUUCGGGUGCUAGUUUGGUUGCUAGGGUUGCUGUACUUCAGUUCCUUGCCUUUAGGGAUUUACUUACUGGUAUCUAAGAAAGUCACCCUUGGGGUUGUCUUUGUAAGCCUUGUUCCUUCGAGCCUUGUUAUUCUCAUGGUUUAUGGCUUUUGCCAGUGUGUUUGCCAUGAAUUUCUAGACUGCAUGUCUUGACAACAAAUGCAGUGAAAUAAGGUACAUUGCCACAUGUGUAGCAUAGUUGAUUUAGCCUGUCUUUGUAUUCUUAUUUAUUUUUAUUGUUGUCCAUCCCACUGAGUGAAAGCAGUGACCUAUGUUAUAUGGUUCUUUUUAAAAUUUGAUUAUUUAUUGUUUUCUUUUUUCUUUUCUUUUUAGCUAAGUAAUGACGUAAAACUUCCACGUUCAUUUUAUAGGCCUGGGUUGUAGAAAGGGGUAAUGGAAAAUUGCCAAACUUGGUGUCUGCUGCUGUUAUUCAAAUAAGUAGCUCCUUGCUUUUUGCUGGCUCGAUCGUGCAAUUUGAGGCUGCAGGAUCUGGCCUAGGAGAAGUUAGUAUAACAGGCACCCUCCAGUUCAACGUGUAGCAUCUCUUAAUGCAGAGAAUCUCAUGCUCUGGGAUAUCUGUUAUUUCUGGUAGCAAAUAAAAUCACUUAGUUAAUAAGAAGAAUAAGACACGUUAACAUUUGCUCUUUCCAGUUCUUAUUACAGCAAAAAUAUUUGUGGGGUGCCCAGUGGUCACAGAUUCUUGGUGUUCUGCAGCAUGAGGAACCUUUUUUUCCUCAUGCUAACUACACAUCUCCAAAACACUUUCCCCACGCAGAAGCCCACUUUGAUUGUCCAAUAGCUUCAGCUUCAUCUCCUGGUAUGGAGUGUUUCUAGGGACCCAGCCAUGUUUGUUCUCAUCUAGGCGCACUAAAAUAAGUGCAUGUAGCUCUUGGGUUUCCUUCGAGAGUUCAGAGAUCUGCAAACUUCUCCGGCAGUGUUCCAUAAUGUUUACUCUCACUCCAAGCAUUUCCACCACCACACCACAUUUCCAGCCUUUUAGUUCUUGUAACAAAUGCACACCUUCAUUUAGGUAGCUACACUGGAAAAUUUCCCCUGUGUGACUUUAGCUGUAAUAAUAGGUUUUUUUGCCUGAUCAUUACAACGUGGACCUUCAGUGACUAACACACGUUUCAGAAAAAUUCUGAAAUGAUUAAUAUGUGGGGUUUUUCUGGUUUUCGAGGGUUUUUUGUGUCUUUUUUUUUUUUUUUUUUUUUGAGUCCACAGAAUAAGCACUGUGAUGAGUUACUAUUACUCUGGGAAGGAUUCUGUUUUGUGCAUACUCCUUCAAAACACUUAAUACCUUGAACUCCCUCUGUCACCAUUGUGAGUUGAUGGCACCCUAGCUGUGACAAUUAGUGCAACUUGACUGUGUUAAAUUCACAGGAAUUAGUGGUGAUUUACUAUGCCAUAAAUAGAAUCAGGCCCUACAAAGCUUGCUUGUAUGUUGUGUAGUUGAGGCUAAAUUUUCAACUACUGGAAGAGCACAAAAAUACGAAAUGUUUAAUAUUUGUGUGUAUAACUAAGUCUAGUCAACACCACAGCUGCAACCUGGUUUUCCUGAGCACAGCAGAGUAAAAAAUGAGAAGCAGCAGAUGAUCAGUGCAAGCACAGCUUUUGGAUCAGGCACAAAAUUUAGUAACCUGAAGACGCAGUGUAAGGGGAAGAUGGGCUGGUUGCCAGAAGGCUGAGUAGAUGGCCUAACAAUAUGUUCUUAGAGCAAAGUGACUUUGGUAAGAAUGAAAUAUGUUGAUGGGGAAAAGGAGAGCGUAAGUGAUUGUUGUGUUUAUCAAGAGGAUCUGAAGUCAAAUCGGUCCAAUUCUUGUAGCUGGUACAGACAAUACCUACGGUUUCAUUCCUAUGGAAAUCAUAGGAGAAAUGUGAAAUGUGAAGGUCCCGCUUUUCUUGACACUCAAGUUUAUAAUAGUGCAUAUAUAUGUGUGUGUAUGUAUAUAUAGACACAUAUGUAAGAAGAAAACCUAUAGCAAAAUUAUAGUUUUCAAGUGUGUGGAGUUGCAGAGCUAUGUAUUGAAUGAUUAAAGGAAAUGUUUCAAACUUUUCUGUAAUCACUGGAUAACAAUUAGAACUAAAACAUUUUCAGAAUUCCUAGAAAUGACUAUUCCUAAGUAACUGUUUUAAUGUUUGUGGUAAAGCAUAUAGAGUUAGAAGAGCUGUAUUCUCCAAUCCCCAUAUACUGCAAGGUUUGACUCCUCUAUGAAUUCAUAAAUUUUCAAUCUCCAACAAUAACCAUGUCAAAAAAAAAAAAAGCAAGAAAGAUAGAAAUCUAUGUGAUUUAAUGGUACUUCAUAACUUUGGGAGAAGAUGUAUUUGUAGUGUUAGGGAUUUAUGUGUUUUAGGGUAUGUUCAACUUGUCUGAAUAUAAUAUCUUUAAUAAAGGGCUGGCUAAUACAGGU
Messenger RNA from Numida meleagris (helmeted guineafowl), 9810 nucleotides. It is a transcript of the gene RNF182, whose product is annotated as ring finger protein 182. NCBI's taxonomy places the organism in Eukaryota, Metazoa, Chordata, Aves, Galliformes, Numididae. The transcript has 7 exons. The record is from RefSeq and is a predicted model, not a curated record. Bases 6818 to 7552 code for a protein of 244 amino acids.